CAGGAUAUUCUCAUUCCAAGAGUUCAUUACUCUCUCUCUUCACUCUAUCCACUCAUGAAUAUAAGCUCAUGUCACAAUAUGUUAUGAUAUAUCGAAAGAUCAAUCCCCGAAUCGUCUUAUCAAGCACCCAAAUCGCCUUACCCUCUUGUUUAUUGGGUUUGGCUAGAAGGUCCAAGAUCAUUUAUAUAUAAUCAUGGGAAAGUUAUUUGCAAUGCACACUUCAUCAUCAGAAAACAUGUGGAUAGGAGGAGCAAUAGUAUUGGUUAUUGUUCUCACCAUCAUAUUUUGGAAAUUCGCCUUUUAUGUAGACUUCAAAGCAAAAGCAAGAUCUUUGUUUAAAGCACAAGGUGACGAUGAUCAGAAGGACACAGGGUUAUCUUCAUUGUCUACUACUAAGAGUAUUAGGACUUAUACACUAGAUGAAAUCAAGGUGGCGACAAGGGAUUUCCGAAUUCGGAUAGGCGUUGGAGCCACAUCGUAUGUUUAUCUAGCUGAUCUUGGGGAUGGCAGGUUUGGCGCGGUGAAGAGGGUGAUGGAGGAGAGGGGUGGUUCCCAGAAGAUGUUUCUUGAUGAAGUCUCCAUCUUGCUUAGGAUUUGUCACCCUAACUUGGUUGGCUUGUUAGGUUUUUGCCUAGACAAAGGUGAACAGCUUCUUCUACUAGAAUACAUACCUAACAAGAGCCUCUAUGAUAGACUACACACCCACAAAGGCAAGUCUUCUGGAUAUCUCUCAUGGUCCAGUCGUUUAAGCAUUGCGCUAGACAUCGCCUACGCCCUGGACUACCUCCACUCAGUUGCAGACCCUCCGGUCAUUCAUAGAGAUGUCAAGUCAUCCAACAUCCUCCUCGAUAAUGACGAUCAUGCAAAACUUGCAGACUUUGGCCUAUGCAAAUUAGGACAUGAUGCUUUCACUGCUCAAACACCAACAAUCAUAAAGGGCUCCUUAGGCUAUGUUGAUACAAAUUACCUCAACACGGGUCUAGUAUCCCCUAAAAGUGAUGUAUAUAGCUUUGGUGUUUUAUUGCUUGAGCUUAUAACCGGGAUGAAGUCAUUGCAAGGCUCAAUAACGCUAGCUGAGUUGACGAAUGAUUGUCGAAAACAUCAGGAUGUGGAUGUUAUGAUGGGUAUGUUGGAUCCAAAGCUAAAUGGUCAAGUGGAUGUGGAACAACUUAGAGUUCUAGUCCAUGUCGCCAACAUGGCACUACUAGAAAACUCGAUUGCAAGACCAACUAUGGCAGAAAUCGCGUAUCAGAUAUCGAGUUGUAUGGAGCAUUCACCUGAAAGCGCUUUGCCUGUAUGAUUAGUUUGUAUAUUUGGUAGUAAGUAUAUAUUUUGUUAAAUCCUAUUAGGUAUAUGAAUAGUUUGUAUAUUUGGUAGUAAGCAUAUACAUUGUAAAAUCCUGUUAGGUACACAUAUAUACGUAGGUGCAUCACACCUACAUUAACA
Molecule: messenger RNA, 1446 nt
Organism: Helianthus annuus (common sunflower)
Lineage: Eukaryota; Viridiplantae; Streptophyta; Magnoliopsida; Asterales; Asteraceae
Product: probable leucine-rich repeat receptor-like protein kinase At5g49770
Exons: 2
Coding region: 194-1300 (368 amino acids)
Biological process (GO): protein phosphorylation
Molecular function (GO): protein kinase activity; ATP binding
Source: RefSeq, a predicted model, not a curated record